UUUGUUGACUACUUUUGAGCAUUUUGGGAGUAUUUUCUGAGUACUUCCAAUUUUUCGCUCAAAAUCCCCCUGUAGGGGGACAAGCCCGACUUCACUCUACGUGUGUCUCAAGAGUUCCAAGAAGGCCCUCCGCAGCCAAUUUGAUUCGAGUCGUUGGCAUUCCGUUUUGCCCGCGCACAAGCACCUUCCUUCAUACAUCAGUUUAUACCGGACUUGCAUAGCGUCCUCUCGCCCAGGUCGCUGGGAUGCCGGCCGCUGGGAAGGCACAGUGGACCACAUAUGCGGUGGCGCUGCUCGUCCAGGGCGUCCCCAGCGUGACCGCCUUGGUGGUGCAGGUUGGCGAUGGCGUCCACCGCGACAUCUCCCAACACAGCGCCUCGCGCACGACUGCCCAGGCGCAGGUUGCGCCGCUCGACGGCGUCCUCGUGGACAUCGGCGCUACGGAGUGCCCUGCCGGGUACAGGGUCAUGACCGAGACCGAGUGCUCCUAUGGCGUUCACGUCAAUGGGGCGGAUAUCACGACUUACAGCCACAGCGGUUGCUAUCAUGACAAUGGUGGUUGGCCGGCGCAGGGCUGCUUUCUUAACGCCGGGAGUUCUACAGCAACGGUUGGCUGGUUGUACUACAGCACCUGCACUGAAUACAGUGCUUUGUCCAAGAACAACGCCUACGGCAUCUGUACGGCUGUCCAGGAACUCUUGAUCACCGUGCGGCCGUCCCAAUGGCUGAGUUUGUUGGAAGUCACGGCGUACGAUGCGGCUGGCAACACGGUCGCAGCCCUUGGGGCGUCGAUGUCUUCUACCAAGUAUUGGUAUCGUCCCGCUUCCCAUUGUAUCGAUGGGAAUCUCGGAACGUGGUGCCAUUCUGACCUGGGUGGAUCGUUGAAGAUCACGUACCCGACGACCACUAUUUCGCGCGUUGUCGUUGAUAAUUUUAUGACUUAUCCGUACAGAAUCCAGGGAGCUUCACUUAAUUUGUCCCUUGGCGGGCAGACGUUGUGGUCAGAGCAAUUCUCCGGGAUACACGCGUCGUAUGAGUUCGUGGAGCCAACGCCCAGCCCGACGCCUUUCCCGACGCCUUUCCCGACGCCCUACCCGACGACCUACCCGACAGCCUUCCCGACGCCCUACCCGACAGCCUUUCCAACGCCUGACCCGACGUUGAGCCCGACUCCAGACCCGACGCCUUACCCGACGGCUUUCCCGACGCCUUUCCCGACGCCAUACCCGACGCCAUACCCGACGUUUUUCCCGACGCUUUUCCCCACGGCUUUCCCGACGCCUUACCCGACGCUGUACCCGACGCUUUACCCGACGUUUUACCCGACGCCUUUCCCGACAGCUUUCCCGACGGCGAGUCCCACGACCAGCCCCACGCCCAGCCCCACAGCGAGCCCCACGCCCAGCCCCACGGCCAGCCCGACGCCAUAUCCGACGGCCUUCCCAACAGCGUUUCCGACGCCUUACCCGACGGCCUUCCCGACAGCCUUCCCGACACCGUACCCGACAGCCUUCCCGACGGCCGACCCGACGCCCAGCCCAACGGCCUUCCCGACGCCGUAUCCAACGGCCUUCCCGACGCCAUACCCGACGGCCUUCCCGACGCCGUACCCUACGGCCUUCCCGACUUUGUACCCGACGGCCGAUCCGACGCCACACCCGACGGCCUUCCCGACGCUGUAUCCGACGGCCUUCCCGACGCCGUAUCCGACGGCAUUCCCGACAGCGUUUCCGACGCCGUACCCUACGGCCUUUCCGACGGCCGAACCGACGCCCGACCCGACGGCCGACCCGACGUCUUACCCGACGGCCUUCCCGACGCCAUACCCGACGGCCUUCCCGACGCCGUUCCCGACGCCGUACCCAACUUCCUUCCCGACAGCCGACCCGACGCCACACCCGACGGCCUUCCCGACGCCGUAUCCAACGGCCUUCCCGACGCCAUACCCGACGGCCUUCCCGACGCCGUACCCUACGGCCUUCCCGACUUUGUACCCGACGGCCGAUCCGACGCCACACCCGACGGCCUUCCCGACGCUGUAUCCGACGGCCUUCCCGACGCCGUAUCCGACGGCCUUCCCGACAGCUUUCCCGACGCCGUACCCGACGGCCGACCCGACGCCCGACCCGACGCCCGGCCCGACGGUGGACCCGACGUUUUACCCGACGUCGUUCCCGACGCCAUACCCGACGGCCUUCCCGACGCGGCGGUGCGUCUUCGUGGCACGUCCCUUGGCACGUCGCCUGGCGCAUCCCUUGGGACGUUCCGCGGCGCGUCUUCCUGGCAUGUUCCCCUGUCACUUAGCUCUGUGGCAGCUACUAUGUGCUGAGGCAGCUCGAGCUUAAGUUCAUAUCAGUUCGGUCAGGACCCCGAUGCAAAGGAGGACUCGAUCCACAACGCGGCAUGGCACAUCGCAAUUCAGCACGGUGCUGCACAGCACAGCCCUCGGC
This is a messenger RNA of Prorocentrum cordatum, 2450 nucleotides long. The record is from the annotation of a GenBank genome assembly. NCBI's taxonomy places the organism in Eukaryota, Dinophyceae, Prorocentrales, Prorocentraceae.